Molecule: messenger RNA, 1727 nt
Organism: Salvia splendens (bonfire salvia)
Lineage: Eukaryota; Viridiplantae; Streptophyta; Magnoliopsida; Lamiales; Lamiaceae
Product: endoplasmic reticulum-Golgi intermediate compartment protein 3
Exons: 11
Coding region: 417-1463 (348 amino acids)
Cellular component (GO): endoplasmic reticulum; COPII-coated ER to Golgi transport vesicle
Source: RefSeq, a predicted model, not a curated record
UAAAAAUAUUUAGCUUUACUGUUUUUAACUUUUUUGUUUCUUGUUAUCCGCUUUCGACCUGUGUGAUUGCUUCAUGCGUUUUCCUGCUGUAAAAUGCAAGCACUGAUUGAACAAUGGGAGCUGUCUUGCUGUGGAAUCUGUUAUCCCUGAUCAUAAUUGAGUUUGUGUUAGUUAUUCGAAUCAAGGCUUUGUGAUGGGGGCUUGAUGGAAAAUAUUCAAAUUUGAUUUGUAAUGCAUUUUAACGUAGAGUGGUAAGACAUGGGGAGCAGUAAUAUAGUUGGUUGAAGCAACAGACCAAUGGGCCAGUCGUCUCCUGGAAAUUUUCAUUUGAUGCAGUUUGGUAUAAUAGGCACUGCAAUAGAUUUAUGAUCAUAGUUAGUGGUGCUUCUGGUCAGCUUAGGGUGUGAACUAUCUUUAUGCCCGACUUCUUUGAAGCCUCGGAUUUUAUAGCUGGAUCUCGGAAGGUGCCGCAUUGUAUUUUCUUAUUAGUCUCUAUUGUUGGACUGGUAAUCAUGGCAACUUUGUUCGUUCACGAGUUGACUUAUUAUCUCUCGACAAAUACCGUGCACCAGAUGUCAGUAGACUUAAAACGUGGAGAAACACUUCCGAUCCAUAUAAAUAUGACAUUCCCAUCUUUGCCAUGUGAUGUGCUUAGUGUAGAUGCAAUCGAUAUGUCAGGAAAGCAUGAAGUUGAUCUUGACACAAAUAUAUGGAAGCUUCGCUUGAAUCAUAAUGGCCAGAUUAUUGGCACAGAGUAUUUAAACGACCUUGUUGAGAAGGGACAUGUUAAUCACAGUCACGGUCAUGAUGACCACAAUGAUCACCAUGAGGAGUCUGACCAUAAAGUCAAACUCCACAAUCUUGAUGAAGAAGCUGAAGAUAUGAUUAAGAAGGUGAAGCAUGCAAUGGCUAAUGGGGAAGGUUGCCGGGUGUAUGGUGUUCUAGAUGUGCAACGAGUUGCUGGAAACUUCCAUAUCUCAGUCCAUGGAUUGAACAUUUUUGUCGCACAGAUGAUUUUUGAAGGUUCUUCUCAUGUCAAUGUGAGUCAUAUAAUUCAUGACUUGUCCUUUGGACCCAAAUAUCCUGGUAUAGAGAACCCACUUGAUGGCACAUCAAGAAUUUUACAUGGAUCAAGCGGAACAUUCAAGUAUUACAUCAAGAUUGUCCCAACUGAAUACAAGUAUAUUUCAAAGGAAGUUUUACCCACAAAUCAAUUCUCUGUCACCGAGUACUUUUCUCCAAUCCGUGAGCAUGAUAGAGCAUGGCCUGCCGUUUACUUCCUGUAUGACCUGUCACCAAUCACGGUGACAAUUAGGGAAGAACGUCGUAGCUUUCUCCACUUCAUUACGCGUCUUUGUGCAGUACUCGGUGGCACAUUUGCCUUAACAGGAAUGCUAGAUCGAUGGAUGUACAGGCUGGUUGAAGCCUUGACAAAACCGAAUUCUAGAAGUAUUGUACGAUGAUUUCGAGUUGACAAGUGUCUACUACAUCCGGGCAAAGACUUUCCUAAUGCAGCCGGUAUGCGUUUCAUCGAUCAGCACAGACAUCAAAAGCUCCUAAUUCUCUAAUUUACACACAAUGGUGUCUCAGCUGCCCCUUUUCCCUUGGUUUCUGAAAAUUUUGGUACCAUUGUUGUAUCCCUCCUGAAAAUAAUAAUAAUAUUUGCAACACAGUAUUUAAUUUUUAUUGUUAUAAAUAAGUGAUAUAUACAACAAAAUAUAAAUAUA